UGUAGGUGUGUGUGUGUGUGUGUGUGUGUGUGUUUUUGGUUGCGGGGUGGGGGGGGGGUAGACACGUCACGACGCUUGAUGGUCAUGUGAUUCAAGUUCUUGGCGGGCAGUUUAUAGUGGCUCACAUAACCUAUAGUCUCCUGUACUGAAGCAAAUCUAGCAGCCAAAUGUUUCUGUAAGUUUCUGGUGUUAAUUUGCCAUCCUGUCGAUCAUACUAAAGCAGUGCUUGGUUGUUAAGAGGUUCAGUAUGUUUCCACAUCUUUCAAAUAUUGUUCAGGUACACAGUAAGCUUAGGUAAUAAGUGAAUGGCUAAAUCAUGGCUAUGUAUGUUUGGUGACUUUGUAAUUAAAAAUCUCUUUUCUCUGAGCUAACAGUCUGCAUGUGCUUUGAAUUAUAGAUGACCCUUCACGCCGCCCAGGUUCCUGCAGAAGUAUUGAAGACAUCAUGCACUUGUGUUGCAGGGAAGGCUUUCUGCAAUCACCUUAUUGCUCUGCUUUAUCAGAGUGCCCAUUACAGCACCAUGGGCUUUAAAACAGUCCCUCUUCCUGUAGCCUGCACCAGCACCUUGCAAACUUGGCACAGGCCAAGGACUCAGGAAUACAGCCAGAAGCAACAGGUGACAUGGAAGUACGGAAACCCAAGUCCAUCAGCAGAACAGGUGUGAAGUCCACACUUUAUCAAGCAUAUCCAGGUCCCUUUCCUGACCCUCACAUAUUGGAACUUGCAGAGAAACUGAGAAACAUGCGCCCACAGCCUGGAUUAUGCAAGUCACUUCUGAAUCGAGAUGAGGAGCUGCUUAUGGUAGACUCCAGAUUUGGUCCUGUCCCAUAUGGCUCAGUUUUGUCAUAUCAGUGCCCACCUGAAAGUAACAACGAGUUAAUCAGGCACCCAGAUGCCCCACAAUACCCACAACUGCCCAUUGAGAAUUACAGAUUUUACUUUAAAUUUGACUUCACACCCAACUACAAACAGAAAUGUCACCUGGAAAGCAUAAAAGUGACCACCACACAAGCAGCCAUGAUUGAAGAAACAACACGGGAGCAGUCUAGCUCACAGCUUUGGUUUGAGGUGCGCCGGCCCCGUGUCACAGCAAAUAGGUUUCAUGAGGCGUGCCAUGUCCGUGGAAAAUCUUCGUCUCAAGCCCUGGCAAAAAGAAUCCUUAAAGGUACACCACAAACCCGGGACAUGAGACGAGGACAGGAACUGGAGUCUGAAGUGUUAAAACAAUACUCCAAUGCAUGGUAUGUAUCAGUACUACUGUGUGGAUUCAUCAUCCAUCCAGAUGCGAGAGUUCAUGACCCUACAGCAUCACCAUCGUUUGGACUGGCAGAGGUGAAGUGCUGCAACGUGGCAUCAAUCAUGGAGCUUAAACAUCUUAAAGUAGGUGGAGGUGAGGCCAUGCUGAAACCCACUCACAAAUACUACUGGCAGGUACAGAGACAGCCUGCCAUAACUGGCCUUGAAUGGUGUGGUGUCAUCACAGAUACUCACUCUGAUGUCACCAUUCAGAGGAUUUGGCGGGACCAAGGACUUAUAACAUCCAUGAAAGAAAACCUAGACAUGUUUUAUCAUCACGUAUACAUGGAUGUCUACCUAAAUGAGAAAGUAUAGAUCUACUUAGUAUAGAUAGUAAA
Molecule: messenger RNA, 1634 nt
Organism: Colossoma macropomum (tambaqui)
Lineage: Eukaryota; Metazoa; Chordata; Actinopteri; Characiformes; Serrasalmidae
Exons: 3
Coding region: 622-1611 (329 amino acids)
Source: RefSeq, a predicted model, not a curated record